Molecule: messenger RNA, 780 nt
Organism: Drepanopeziza brunnea f. sp. 'multigermtubi' MB_m1
Lineage: Eukaryota; Fungi; Ascomycota; Leotiomycetes; Helotiales; Drepanopezizaceae
Source: RefSeq, a predicted model, not a curated record
AUGGCAUUACAAGAAAGGUACCCGCCUGCUGAGCAAACGCGACGGCCGAUGUUCGCCCCAAAUCCGUACCCUGAGCGGGAUCCUCGCUGGAGAGGCCCAGCCCUCAUGGAUGUCGAUGCCGCUGGCCUCAAUGCCCAGCGUGACGAAGUGUAUCGAGAUGCCCGCCACUGGAGUCUCAACUACGAGAGCAGCUACCAAGUCGGUAGCAGUGCGGAUGCUCCCGCAUCAGACAGGCAUGAAUGCUCUCCUUCUAUGUUAAGCAACGCCCCUUUCUAUGUCCCAAGGAGCCCACCGGCAGUGAGCCCACGCCCCCAGUACCACCACAGAGGUAGUGAUGUCAGAGCCGGCUUCAACAUUGAUCCGGCUCGGGGGUACGAGUACAGAGGACCUGUGCAGUAUCAUGGUUACCAGCCGCCUUUCGCCUCGGAGCCUCAAUACAUAGCAGCACCGAUGCCGAUCUAUGACUCUCCCACCCGAUGGUCUGAUCGUCUGCCCAGUCCCGAACGUCCCCCGCCACAAUACAUGCCGGGACCAUCAUUCCGGGAACGCGAGCGGGCUGGCCCUACUCCGCCGAGAGAUGCGCCCAGACCGCCUCCUCCGGCCCAGCGUAGCUACUCCCAAGCAAGACAUCGGAGGAACGUUCCGAGUAGUAGAAGGAACCCGUACCCACCGCCUUCCCAUGGAAGAUUCUCGGGUGCUGCGAGGUAUGGCGGUGGGAAGAGGAGAGGAAAUAACCAAAGGAAUCGAAAUUCGAGCGGUAGGAAGAGUUCUGGAUCUUGA